AGGGCGCUCUAUGCGGAAGAGAGUGCGGAAGGAUUACUUGCUUCCUGAAAAGUACCAGGAGCUUUGGCUACUCUUUCUCUUUCUAUAAUAUAAUAACUUUACGGGACAUUUAGUCAUGUCGAAGAACACGGUAUCGGACCGCUUCAGAAAGGUUGACGUCGACGAAUAUGACGAGAACAAGUUUGUGGACGAAGAAGAAAAAGGCGGAGAGAAUCAACUGGGUCCGGACGAGGCCGAGGUCGAUUCCCUUAUCAGACAAGGGAACAUGAUGGGCGCACUGCAGGCCGCACUGAAGAACCCACCAAUCAACACCAAGAACCAGAACGUCAAGGACCGGGCUGAGGGUCUGGUACUGAAAGUCCUCACUGCCUUUAAGACUAGUGAUAUUGAGAAAGCGGUACAGUCUCUGGAUAAGACUAAAGUGGAUCUGCUUAUGAAGUACAUCUAUAAAGGAUUUGAACGACCAUCAGAGAACAGCAGUGCAGUGCUGCUCCAGUGGCAUGAGAAGGCACUUUCUGUAGGUGGUGUGGGCUCCAUCGUGCGAGUGCUCACAGCUAGAAAAACCGUGUAACUCUCUCCAUCAGGACGCCUUGGCAGCGCUGGCACAGGGAUUGGCUGGCACAACCUCAGCGCCAGGCUCAUCAUUACACUGUGGAGGACGUCAGCCUCUCUCUCUUUCUCUCGCUCUUUCUUCUCGUUCUUUUUCUCUGUGAUUUUCUACUCAUUACAUUGCUCCCGUUCUGGGUUUCAUCCAGAGGCGGCAAAGCACAGCAGCGCUCAGAUCUGUAUAUCACCUGAGCAGCACCAUUCCUUUUAAGUGAAUUUGCAGAUCUGAUUCUCUUCACAUGUUUACAAAAGCAGGUGUUUCUUUAACUCCAUCUGCUCCACCUCUUACACCCCAAGAAACUGUUAAAAUAGCUUCAAAUGAAUUAAGAUGUAUGUAAUUCUGGUAUAUCGUUAUAUAUACUGGAACGUAUGCGUGUUCCAGGUAUGACUGUAGACUGUUGUCAUGUAUGUUUUUGUUGUGUAAGAUGAAAUGUCAUUCAGUCUCUCACCAAAACCGUUACCUAAUGCUAAUCAGCUCACAUAAGGGCACGGGCAGCGUACAUGUGUGCUUAUUAAAUCUGCAGGGCCAGAAUCCGGUGCUUUGGCGCUUUGAAAUGACUUUAAAGCUAUUUAAUCAUGGUACUACAUCCCACAUCGGCCUCAAUGCUUAGCAUAAUUUCCCGAUUAGCGAAGUCCCACUGGUGUUAAAAAGGCAGCCAUGUCAAUUCUGUGACAGUGGUCAUCUUUCCAACACAGUAAAUGGUUAGCCUUCUGUUAUUCCUCUCCCACUGUCAACACCUCUUCUUUUUCCCCUCUCAUCUCCGUGUAUAAUUAUACUCUGCUGCCAUCCAAGCAGCUAACUGACUUACAAACUAUACCUGUAUCUUGCAAGCAUCUGACAAAUUCUAAAGGUUUAGCCAAAAUUAAGAUGAUUAUGUUUGGUUAUAACGAGUGGUAGGACGGUAUACUGUUUUAAAAAAAAACUAGAAGGUACUGGUCCACGUCACUGUAUAUCCAGAUGUGGAUGUCCUUGUGUGAAAGGGUUUUAAACAUUUGAAACAGAGGAAUCUCAGAGAACUUCGUAUUUCUGCCUUUUUCUAAUAAAGUACUAGAUGCUAAAAGUGGUAAACAUUUACAGUAACACUUUUACUAAGUGAAUAACUGAAUAGUCACACAGCCGGUGCAGCACAUUUGUGGUUUAUGUCGUGUUAAAAUAUGGUCACGUUAACGAGAACUGUUUAUACCAAUAGCCUGACGGCUUUCACCAUUUCAGGCAGUUGAGUUCACAAGAUGUGAUACGAUAUUGACGUUUCUCAGUAUGACAGGACCUGGGGAGGUUGAGUUAGCACUUGUGACUAGAGUUAUUGUUUAGGUGUUAUCUUACAAAUGACAUCACAACUGUUGAAAAAGUAGACACACUCGAUAGUUUAGUCUUGUUUGCAGUCACUACACCUUUACAUUGUCCGUAUACAAGACCUAUCUGCUACAUUAAUUAACCGACAUCCAAUUUUAAAAGUUCUACAUGCUAAAUGAAGGUGAUGAUUGUAUGAUCAUUGUACUGUUUCCUUGCAAUACCGUUCCAACCACGAGUUCUAGCUAAACAUUUCCAUUUUGGCUUUAUUUUAUAACUGACAGCCUGUUCCUCAUGGAUUUCAUUUUAUCAAGGACAGGACAAGCCAAAGACUGCUCCAGCAUCAGCAUGCAGACUUGAUCAAAUAAAAUCCUUUGAGUAUUGUACUGAAACAUGUUUAUGUAUAUCUCGAUCACGUGUAAAGGCAUUUGGGUGUAUAAGCUGAUUUCCGAGAGGCUGAACACAAAUAUAACGAGUGAGGGUGUAUGGUUGUGCGUGUGCUUGCGUUCCCUUGAGUACUGCACUAUAUUGCUGGAACUAAACAUUUCCAGCCUCAGCGUGUAUUUAGGGAAUGCUCUUGGUGUAGUCUUUAUGUAGUCCAUCAGCAAAGCCAUAUGUGAUGAACAGACUGACAUGGCCAUGUUUGAGAGUUUCUAGUUUUUGCAUAUCACUCAUUUGAUCAAGUGCGAAUAUAACGUAACAGUUUACCGACUGCCUUAUGAAUUUUUCCUUUUAUAACGUGUUGUCCAUUUGGAAGCAAUAAAAAUUGUAUUAAGUGAAAACUGA
This is a messenger RNA of Hemibagrus wyckioides, 2683 nucleotides long. It is a transcript of the gene arpc5a, whose product is annotated as actin related protein 2/3 complex, subunit 5A. Gene Ontology annotation, molecular function: actin filament binding. Bases 116 to 571 code for a protein of 151 amino acids. NCBI's taxonomy places the organism in Eukaryota, Metazoa, Chordata, Actinopteri, Siluriformes, Bagridae. Gene Ontology annotation, biological process: Arp2/3 complex-mediated actin nucleation; regulation of actin filament polymerization; cell migration. The transcript is spliced from 4 exons. The record is from RefSeq and is a predicted model, not a curated record. Gene Ontology annotation, cellular component: cytoplasm; Arp2/3 protein complex; actin cytoskeleton.